UCGGCCUCCUCGAGUGCGCGCUGACGGGGCGACAAGUUGCGGUGCGGCGGGUUUUGGCGGCCGCCCCGUAGGCAGUGUCGCUCGGCGCCAGCUCGGAGGCGCCAUGGACUUCUCCAAGUUCCUGGCUGACGACUUCGACGUGAAGGACUGGAUCAAUGCGGCCUUCAGAGCCGGCCCCAAAGACGGGGCGGCGGGCAAGGCGGACGGCCACGCAGCCAACUUGGUGAUGAAGCUACAGCUGUUCAUCCAGGAGGUGAACCACGCCGUGGAGGAAACAAGUCUCCAGGCCCUUCAGAACAUGCCCAAAGUGCUCCGUGAUGUGGAAGCCCUGAAGCAGGAGGCAUCUUUUCUGAAAGAACAAAUGAUUCUUGUCAAAGAGGACAUUAGAAAAUUUGAGCAGGACACUUCACAAUCGAUGCAGGUAUUGGUGGAAAUUGACCAGGUGAAGUCCAGAAUGCAGCUUGCUGCAGAAUCUCUCCAGGAAGCUGAUAAGUGGAGCACAUUAAGUGCUGAUAUUGAGGAGACCUUCAAAACUCAGGACGUAGCUGUAAUUUCUGCAAAGCUGACUGGGAUGCAGAACAGCUUGGUGAUGCUUGUGGAUACUCCAGACUACUCAGAAAAGUGUGUGCACCUGGAGGCUCUGAAGAACAGGCUGGAGGCCCUGGCCAGCCCCCAGAUCGUGGCAGCGUUCACCUCGCAGUCUGUAGAUCAGUCCAAAGUAUUUGUGAAGGUGUUUACUGAAAUUGACCGGAUGCCCCAGCUCCUUGCAUACUACUACAAAUGUCACAAGGUACAGCUUUUAGCAACCUGGCAAGAACUGUGCCAGAGUGACCUUCCACUGGACCGGCAGCUCACUGGCCUCUACGACGCCUUGCUUGGGGCUUGGCACAUGCAAACCCAGUGGGCCACACAGGUUUUCAAGAACCCCCACGAGGUGGUGACGGUACUGCUGAUUCAGACCCUGGGGGCCUUGGUGCCCUCCCUGCCCAUGUGCCUCAGUGCAGGCGUGGAGAGAGCGGGACCCGAGCUGGAGCUCACCAGACUGCUGGAGUUUUAUGACACCACCGCCCACUUUGCCAAGGGGCUGGAGAUGGCACUGCUCCCCCACCUCCAGGACCACAACCUGGUGAAAGUUGUGGAGCUGGUGGAUGCUGUGUAUGGUCCAUAUAAACCCUAUCAGCUAAAGUACGGCGACAUGGAGGAGAACAACCUUCUUAUACAGAUCAGUGCUGUGCCUCUGGAGCACGGGGAAGUGAUUGACUGCGUUCAGGAGCUGAGCCACUCUGUGCACAAGCUCUUUGGCCUGGCAUCUGCAGCUGUUGACAGAUGUGCUAAGUUCACCAAUGGCCUGGGGACCUGUGGAUUGCUGACAGCUCUGAAAUCCCUCUUUGCCAAGUAUGUGUCUCAUUUCACCAAUGCUCUCCUGUCGAUUCGGAAAAAGUGCAGACUGGAUGAUAUUCCUCCCAACUCCCUUUUCCAGGAGGAUUGGACCGCUUUUCAGAACUCUGUCAGGAUCAUAGCCACCUGUGGAGAGCUCUUGCGCCAGUGUGGGGACUUCGAGCAGCAGCUUGCAAACAGGAUCCUGUCCACAGCGGGGAAGUAUCUGUCUGACUCCUACAGCCCUCGGAGCCUGACAGGUUUUCAAGACAGCAUCUUGACAGAAAAGAAGAGCCCUGCCAAGAACCCAUGGCAGGAAUAUAAUUACCUCCAGAAAGAUAACCCUGCUGAAUAUGCCAGUUUAAUGGAAAUACUUUAUACCCUCAAGGAGAAGGGGUCCAGUAAUCACAACCUGCUAUCUGCAUCCCGCACAGCCCUGACCCGGCUGAACCAGCAGGCCCACCAGCUGGCUUUCGACUCGGUUUUCCUGCGCAUCAAACAGCAGCUACUGCUCGUUUCCAGGAUGGAUAGCUGGAACACAGCGGGCAUUGGCGAAACCCUGACCGAUGAUCUGCCUGCCUUCAGCCUCACGCCUCUCGAGUACAUCAGUAAUAUUGGGCAGUACAUCAUGUCCCUGCCCUUGAAUCUCGAGCCAUUUGUGACUCAAGAGGACUCCGCAUUAGAGCUGGCCUUGCAUGCUGGGAAGCUACCAUUUCCUCCUGAGCAAGGGGAUGAACUGCCUGAGUUGGACAAUAUGGCUGACAACUGGCUGGGCUCCAUUGCCAGAGCCACCAUGCAGACCUAUUGUGAUGUGAUUCUCCAGAUCCCAGAGGUGACCCCACACUCUACCAAACAGCUGGCUACAGACAUUGACUACCUAAUCAAUGUGAUGGAUGCGCUGGGCCUGCAGCCAUCGCGUACCCUCCAGAACAUUGUGACACUUUUGAAGGCCAAGCCUGAGGAAUACAGACAGAUCAGCAAAGGCCUGCCACGUCGCCUUGCAGCCACGGUGGCCACCAUGCGUGGUGUAAAUUACUGACAACUCUGAGAAGACGGUCCAGGACAGGGUCAGAGCCUGAAGGGCAGGGCCUCUCCAGGACAGGACAGGGACUGAAGCCUUGGUGACUCUCAGAAUGGUUCAUUCUCGGCCUCUACCAGUGAUGGGGCAUUCCUUGUAUGUGGAAAAUGCUUUCACUUCUUAUAAGGCAGGUGUGGUGGUGCAUGUCUGCAAUCCUUGGGAGGCUGAGACAGGAGGAUUGCUGUGAGUUUGAGGUCAUUCAGGGCUAGUGUGAGACCCAGUGUUUACAAGGAGAAGGGUGUAAAUGAGAAGUAAUGUAUUAUUUAUCAGAAAGGAGUCUUCAGAUGGUUUUUAAAAAUAACUUAUCUUUAAUAAACACUGCAGUGGGGCAAAGGCUGUUUCCAUCUUCUCUGGUGACCUCUGAUUGCUCGCAGUGCUGCAUGCUGAGCAGGGCCUGAGAACACUGAGGAAGGUAGGGCUCUGAAGGGGCCAAGGAUAGUUACAAUCAACCUUAGGGCAAGGCCACAGCUGAUACUGUGGUAGACCAGAAGGCAGAGGCGCAGUGCUGGGAAGAUCCUGCCAGGUGGGAGGAGGUGGGCAUCCAGCGGCUGGGGGCAGCUCUGCAGUGGGGAGCAAGGGGGAUUCCCAGCAGGAAGGGCCAGAGCAAGUGCAGAGGCCAAGUCCAUCCAGGGUGGCUGGAGAGCAGGGCAGCAGGCAUUCAGGUUAGAGAGGGAUGGGGCCAAAUCAUAGGAUCUUCCAGGCUGUGUGAGAAUUUUGGUUUCAUGUUUCCUUUUUUUUUUUUUUUAAAUUUACAGGAUGAUGCAAAUUUUACACACACACCCCCCUUUAAAAACCUUUUUGGUCUAUUGCAUCUGUACUUGUCAAGGCUGUUUGGCUUAUAUGUAACAGAAAAUAAUAUUGCCUGAAUGACUUGAGCCAAGAGGAAUUAUUUUUUCCACGAUGAGAAGCCAGAGGGCGGGGGAUCCAGCAGCCUGGACAGAGUAGGGAUCUUUGCCAGUGCUCAUAGGUGACUCUGGCAGUGUGACUGUCACACCUGUGUUCAGGGGAGCCCAUGGGAUGGCUUAGAGAGACGUGGUUCUCCCUUCUACUAGACCGGUGCUCCACAGCCCCUAGUGACUAUUUCUUGGUCAGAGGUAUGGCUCCAGCUGCAAGGGGUGCUGGGAAAGUGGGGAACAGGACUUGCUUCAGUAUUCCUAAGGCUUGGUCCUUGCAGCAUUUUGAGUCAAGUAACUCUGCUGGGAAUCCGUGCUCUACAUUAGCCUGGCUCUGUCCACUAGCUGCCAGGCGCAUAGCUCUCGCUGGGAUGACAAAACUAUCUUCAGGGAUUCCCAGAAGGGCAAAUCGGAUAGGGAAAUACUGAUUGGAGCAGCCAGGAUUCAUCCUCUGGGCUGAGCAGAUGGCUGCCCUGAACAAAGCUGCUUAUUUAUCAUUUAGUGUCACCGGGAUCUAAUCACAGCCUUGAGAGAAAUAGGCAAGCACUCUCAUUGAGCUGUGUCCCGGCCCUUUUUAUUUAGUUUGAGGUGAUGUCUUACAAAGUUGUCCAGGCUGAUCCAAACUUGUUAUAUAACCCGGACAAGCCUUGGAUGUGUGACUGUCCUUGCUCAGCCUCUCAAGGAGCUGGCCUGUGCCACCAAGUCUGACUUCUUGUUCACUCUGUAGCCAGUGCUAGCCUCAAACUCGCCAUCUUCCUGCCUCGACUUCCCAAGUGCUGGGGUUAAGGGCAGACACAACCACUCCUGGCUGAAGUAGGCUGUUUCUCAGCAAGGAAAGUGGGAGGGGCUACAGCCUCUGAGAGGGCUGCUUGUCAGAGUUAAGCUCAGCCAGGGUCCCAUGGGGUGAAGCGUUACUUGCUGGGGUCUCUCAAAGAAGCCCACCACAGCCUUGGGAAGGCAUAGGCUGUUAUCUCUAAUCUAGAGAGGUUUGAGGUCUUCCCAUGCCAACCAACUGUCUUGUGGCAAGCUAGAGUUUAGAAUAGGCCUGGUGGCCCUAGUAUCUACACUGUUAAUCCAAUGCCAGGCUGCUUUCUUACUGCACUGUGUGGGAGGUGCGUGACCUAGGUGACACAUGCUCUGGGAGGCACGCGGUGUGGGGACACUUAAUCCCAGCAGGUCAGCCUGCUUGUGCCAGCCUGCGGAGUGGUGCACCACACCUAUGAGGCCAGGCCGUCUCACUGAGACUCUCCUUAUACCUUGGGAACUAGUUUGGCUGGACAACAGCAUCAGCUGCGACCUUGCCCUAAGGUUGAUCGUAGACUGUCCUUGGCAGGAGUCACACCUGGAAGCGUGGACGUCACAGCUACUGCUGGUAGUCACACCUGUGGUGACUGGAGCUGGUGAGAAGCGUUAGGUUUAGGACAGUCUGGGACUGGAUUUAAGACUUUACUGCCUCCAGCUGUGUAUCCUUGGGAAAGUCACUCCCUCUUUGUGCCAGAUUCUAGGACCCCAUGUUGGUUCCCAGCUCUUUCUUAGACCACCUGAAGAGUCAUUGAGAAACAGUAGGGACAAUGACAAGUGGCAAGUUCAUGCUCAUUGUCCAUUAAUAGUCUCUUCACCGAGCUUCCCUUUUGUAGAUGAAGUGGAACUCAUACAUUGUCUUGGGUGGUUUAAGUGGACCCAACCUGUUCCCAGUGCUAAAAAGGCCCAUGGGUUCCCUGGAAGGAAUAGAACAAUACUCUUCUAGACCAGGCACAGGGUGGCUGGGCUGCCAGGCCAGAGCUACCUUAAUGAUGGAACCUGAUCCUCACCGUCCCCUGAGAGUGAGGUCAGAAAGCCAGUUCUGAGGUGGUUCCUGUCUUAGACAUCUGCAGAUGGCUCCAAGGUGUCUGUGAGCAGAACCUUUUCUGGGUCAGUGGCUUCUCCCUCUAUGGACUCUCCCAGGCCUGCUAGUUGGUGUCUUCCAUUCCCAGUCACAGAGUGGGGUAUAUGAGACACUGUUUUAAAAAACAAGGGCUGGAGAGAUGGCUCAGCAGUUAAAAAAACACUGGAUGCUCUUCCAGAUGACCUGGGCUUGAUCCCUAGCACCCAUAUGGCUGCUCACAACUGUCCAUACCUCUAGUUCCAGAGGGACCUGAUGCCCUCUUCUGGCCUGGAGGUACUACACAUACCUGGCACACAGGCAUACACACAGCCAAAACACUCAUAAAGAAGAAAUAACCCCACUCCCAAUUCCUAAUAAACAGGUUUAUUUAGCUCAAGGUUCUGGAGGUUGGUAAAUCCAAGACUGAGGAGUCAGCAUUCAGAUGUCAUGACAGAAACAGCCUGUGGUGAGACUUAGCUUCCUCUCCCUUAUGAAGCCAUUAAUGCAGCUAGCUCAUCAAGGUGGCUUGGGAGGCAGAGACGCUGGCUGCAAACCAUAUCAUAGAAGGAGAGAACU
Molecule: messenger RNA, 5788 nt
Organism: Chionomys nivalis (European snow vole)
Lineage: Eukaryota; Metazoa; Chordata; Mammalia; Rodentia; Cricetidae
Gene: Cog7
Product: component of oligomeric golgi complex 7
Exons: 17
Coding region: 104-2416 (770 amino acids)
Biological process (GO): Golgi organization; intracellular protein transport; retrograde vesicle-mediated transport, Golgi to endoplasmic reticulum
Cellular component (GO): COG complex
Source: RefSeq, a predicted model, not a curated record